AUGUCGUCUGUUUCUAGCCAGCCACAGUUCCGCUACACCCAACCUCCAUCAAAAGUUCUCCAUUUGAGGAAUUUACCAUGGGAAUGUACUGAAGAGGAAUUGAUCGAACUGGGGAAGCCAUUCGGGAAAGUUGUUAACACAAAGUGUAAUGUUGGUGCCAAUCGAAACCAAGCUUUUAUUGAAUUUGCAGAACUAAACCAAGCUAUUGCUAUGAUAUCGUAUUACGCAUCAUCAUCUGAGCCAGCUCAGGUACGAGGGAAAACCGUCUACCUACAAUAUUCCAACAGGCAAGAAAUAGUGAACAACAAAACUACUGCAGAUGUUGCUGGGAACGUGCUUUUGGUGACAAUUGAAGGGAAUGAUGCACGUCUUGUCAGUAUUGAUGUCCUACACUUGGUAUUUUCAGCAUUUGGUUUUGUGCAUAAGAUUACUACCUUUGAAAAGACUGCUGGAUUCCAGGCACUGGUGCAGUUUUCUGAUUCAGAGACCGCUUCUGCUGCCAAGGAUGCUCUUGAUGGAAGAAGCAUUCCAAGGUAUUUGAUCCCAGAGCUUGGACCAUGUUCACUUAAAAUAACAUAUUCUGCACAUACAGACCUGAGCGUAAAAUUCCAGAGUCAUCGUAGUAGGGACUAUACCAAUCCAAUGCUCCCUGUUGCUCCCUCAGCUAUAGAUGCAAGUGGCCAGUUCAGCGUAGGAGUUGAUGGCAAGAAAUUGGAACCAGAGAGCAAUGUUCUACUUGCUUCCAUUGAGAACAUGCAAUAUGCAGUUACCUUGGAUGUGCUACAUACGGUCUUCUCUGCAUUUGGACCAGUCCUAAAAAUAGCCAUGUUCGAUAAAAAUGGGGGUCUUCAAGCCUUGAUUCAGUAUCCUGAUGUCCAGACAGCUGUUGUGGCAAAAGAUGCCUUAGAAGGCCAUUGCAUAUACGACGGAGGAUAUUGCAAGCUUCAUAUCUCCUAUUCUCGACACACUGAUCUCAGCAUUAAGGUCAAUAAUGAUAGGAGCAGAGACUAUACAAUCCCUAACACUCCCGUGUUGAGUUCUCAACCCUCGAUAUUAGGGCAACAACCUUAUGCUGUUGGAGGUCCAGGUGUCCAACCCUUUGGUGGACCACAAUAUGCACCUGAUCCCCGUGCAAUGCCUCCCCCUUCGGCCGGUUGGAACCCAGGUCUCAUGCCUCAAUCUAUGCCAAUGCAAAUGCAUAACUACCCUUAUGGGCCACCACCUCCUGCAGGAGCACCUCCAAUGGGCCCAGGUGCAGGCCCAAUACCACCCAACACCCAGAAUGGGCUGCCACACUCUUCUCCGAUUCGCCCUUAUCAUCACCAAUAG
Messenger RNA from Striga hermonthica, 1329 nucleotides. The record is from the annotation of a GenBank genome assembly. NCBI's taxonomy places the organism in Eukaryota, Viridiplantae, Streptophyta, Magnoliopsida, Lamiales, Orobanchaceae.